AUGCAACUCCAAAGAUCUUUGACAGCUAUAUAUGUUAAUACUAUUAACACUUUUCUUAAAGUUAGAAAACAUUUACUCGAUUUUCAAAUUACUAAGAGCAAGAAUAAAUUUCAUAGCGAAGAUGUUAGUAAUAAAAACAACUUUACGCAAAAAAUCAACAAGUUACAAAUGCCAGUAAGACCCAACUAUAGUGCACCUAAACUACCAAUUGUAUUAUGUCACGGACUAUUUGGAUUCGAUAAACUUGGUCCCGAUGCAAUUCCAUAUUUACAAAUACAUUAUUGGGGAGGUGUCCAAGAAGCUCUUAAAAAGCUUGGUGCUAAAGUUGUCACUACUAAAGUUCCAAGAACUGGUUGUAUUCGUGCUCGUGCACUAGCUUUACAUCGUAUCUUGGAAUCUACUUUACAUGGAUUCGAAUUGAACUUAUUAGCACAUUCAAUGGUUGAAUUUAUGGAAGCAACAUCAGCUCAUAGACCAUCAUUGCAAGGUUCAGUAUUUUGGAUGGCGCCAGAAGUAGUAAAACAAACAGCUUAUACAAGUAAAGUUGAUAUAUGGAGUUUAGGAUGCUUGAUUGUAGAAAUGUUUACCGGGGAUCAUCCAUUUCCUGAAUUUAAUCAAAUGCAAGCAAUGUUUAAGAUUGGUUCAGAAUCAUGUGCUCCUGAAAUUCCUCCUGAUUUGUCUAAUGAUGCGAAAUCAUGA
Messenger RNA from Entrophospora sp. SA101, 699 nucleotides. The record is from the annotation of a GenBank genome assembly. Lineage: Eukaryota; Fungi; Glomeromycota; Glomeromycetes; Entrophosporales; Entrophosporaceae.